GCUUCGAAUAUCUAAAUCACCCCAACCAUGUCCGUCCUCACUCAUGUUUUGGCCUGCCUGUUUGGCAUGGGAUCCUGGGUCACCAUCUGUGGGCUUUGGGUGGAGAUUCCUCUAAUCGUUUCACAUACCCCUGAGGGCUGGUAUCUUCCAUCCUACCUCUCCGUUAUCGUCCAAAUUGCCAACAUCGGCCCUCUAUUUGUGACGUUAAUGCAUCGGUUCCGUCCAGGAACUCUUAAAGAAACGGCAGUUAUCUAUUUUAUUGUAAGUUUUGGUAUUCUGGCCAGCUUCUUACUGGCGUUCUUCUGGAGCGAGAGGGUCGAAGUGCAAGGUGUGGAUCGAAGCGUUCCCCUCCUGCUUCUAACCUUCUUCAUCUCCAUCGUGGACUGCACUUCAUCUGUGACUUUCCUUCCCUUCAUGAUGCAGCUCAAGACAAAAUAUCUGACCACGUAUUAUAUAGGAGAAGGUCUGAGCGGUCUUGUGCCAGCUCUGGUUGCGAUGGUGCAGGGUGUAGGUGUCAUGGAUUGCGUCAAUGCAUCUCAGAUCCUCGGAUCCAAUGAAACGCUGCUUCAGCAUGUAAAUGCAUCUGAUCAUGUUGACUACCUUGUGCCUCAGUACCAGCCUGCCAACUUUUCAGUUGAAGCCUAUUUUUUCUUGCUGACGGCCAUGAUGGUGGUUUGUUUGGUAGCUUUUGUACUUUUAAACAACCAUCCAGCCGUGCUUAAAGAACAUGAAACUAAACACAACAAUGCUGGAGACUCCAUAUCACAAUGGAAAACCAAAAGAACUGAACAGAAACCGAUGAUUGGUUUUCAUAGGGGUCAUGACAAGCCCAAGAGCAGUUUUGGGACAGGGAAGUACAGCUGGUUACAGGUGGUGUACAUCUACGUUAUCCUAGCCUGGGUGAACGGUCUGACAAAUACUCUUCUGCCAUCGGUUCAGUCAUACUCAUGUCUACCCUACGGAAACCAGGCUUAUCACUGGUCUGCCACUAUGGCGAAUGUUGCCAAUCCUGUGGCCUGCUUCAUCACCAUGUUUUAUCUUCGAAGGUCUUUAGUGUUGCUGGGUCUUCUCACUUCAGUUGGGUCUCUUAUUGGAGUUUACAUUAUGGGUGUGGCUGUGUCGAGUCCAUGUCCUCUUCUAGUUAAUGAGACCUCGGGAGCUGUGCUUAUGGUGUUGGCGUGGUUCUUUUUUAUUUUCAUUCUUUCAUUUGUAAAGGUGAUUAUUGCAGUUAUUCUGCGUGAUGAAGGACACAGUGCUCUUGUGUGGUGUGGAGCGGUAGUUCAGAUAGGCUCAAUGCUGGGGGCAGUAACUAUGUUCCCUUUAGUCAAUGUAUAUGACUUAUUCACUUCAGGAGACCCAUGUAAUAAACACUGUAUAUGAAAUAUGGGUCUUGGGAAAAUGCUAACUCUACUAUUAUCCAUUAGCCUAAUAUCAGUUACUCUCAGGUACAUUUUUAUCAGAUAAAGACGUCAUUUUUCACUCACUUUUUUGGGCAUUCUCUUACUUGUGUAGCGUUAUACAUUUUUUAGAAGAGUUGUUUUAAUUCGUACAGGCAGACCGUCGAUUUUUGUUGAUUACAACGCUUUGGAAUACGCGAUUGAGAUUGGUCAAUAGCGCCAUCCAGUGGUCUGCGCG
Molecule: messenger RNA, 1635 nt
Organism: Triplophysa rosa
Lineage: Eukaryota; Metazoa; Chordata; Actinopteri; Cypriniformes; Nemacheilidae
Gene: slc52a3-2a
Product: riboflavin transporter 2
Exons: 3
Coding region: 28-1380 (450 amino acids)
Biological process (GO): riboflavin transport
Cellular component (GO): plasma membrane
Molecular function (GO): riboflavin transmembrane transporter activity
Source: RefSeq, a predicted model, not a curated record